Molecule: messenger RNA, 1784 nt
Organism: Oppiella nova
Lineage: Eukaryota; Metazoa; Arthropoda; Arachnida; Sarcoptiformes; Oppiidae
Source: the annotation of a GenBank genome assembly
AUGGAACCGAUAGGCGUAUUAAAGUGGAUAACCCUAUUGUGGAGAUGGAUGGUGAUGAGAUGACCAGGGUCAUCUGGGAAAAAAUCAAGGAGAGGCUAAUCUUUCCAUAUCUGGAUCUCGAGUGUCUUUAUUACGAUUUGGGUUUACCUCAUAGGGACCAGACUGAAGACCAGGUGACAUACGAUGCCGCACAGGCUAUACUCAAAUACAAUGUGGGCAUAAAAUGCGCCACCAUUACGCCCGACGCCGCCCGUGUCAAGGAGUUCAAUCUGAAGAAGAUGUGGCCCUCACCUAACGGCACCAUCAGAAACAUAUUGGGCGGCACUGUCUUCAGGGAACCAAUUAUAUGCAAAUCCAUUCCACGACUAGUGCCCGGUUGGACACGUGCUAUCGUUAUUGGCAGACAUGCCUUCGCUGAUCAAUACCGGUGCCAAGAUUUACAAAUCAAUGGUCCGGGAAAAGUAGAACUUAUAUACACUCCGGCCGACGGCACUAAACCAAACGUCAUGGAAGUCUAUAACUUCGAGGGAAAGACAGCGAGUGGUGGCGUAGCCCUGAGUAUGUACAACACCACUGAGUCAAUCACUGGUUUCGCGUACUGUUGCUUCGAGUACGCCCUCAGCAAGAAAUGGCCACUUUAUUUGAGUACCAAAAACACUAUUCUUAAGCAAUACGACGGCAGGUUCAAAGAUGUCUUCCAAGAGAUCUACGACCGCGAAUAUAAGGCUAAAUACGAUGCGGCGGGCAUUUGGUACGAGCACCGGCUGAUCGACGACAUGGUGGCCCAGGCGCUCAAGUCAAACGGUGGGUUUGUGUGGGCGUGCAAGAACUAUGAUGGCGAUGUCCAGUCAGAUGUGGUCGCACAGGGAUAUGGUUCGCUCGGUCUCAUGACAUCUGUGCUCAUCUGUCCGGACGGCAAGACUAUUGAAUCGGAGGCAGCGCACGGAACAGUGACCAGACAUUUCCGGGAACACCAGAAGGGAAGGCCUACCAGUACUAACCCGAUUGCGUCUAUAUUCGCGUGGACUCGAGGUCUGGACCACAGGGCUAAGCUCGACAACAACAAGGCUUUGGCUAAGUUUGUCAGACGUCUUGAGAAGUCGUGCGUUGAGACCGUAGAUGACGGGCACCUGACUAAGGAUUUGGCCGGUUGUAUACAUGGCCUCAAGAACCUCAAAGAAGGCGACUAUUUAUAUACAAUGGACUUCUUGGACGCCAUUGUCGAGAAUCUAGAGGACAAACUCGGAGACUCCAAAUGAUAACCCAUUGAACUAUAAUUAGAAACAAUUUUCAUUAACUUUUGCGGAAAUAUUCUUUUGACGAAUUGUAUAACUAAUGGAUUUUAGGUUUUAUUUCUCUGUUUUAAAUUAUUACUUAUGUUGCCUUUAAUUGAUAUCAAAUUACCGCAUAUUUCGAUCAUUUUAGGGUUUAUAUUAUUUUUUCUCAUUCCAUGCAAAAUCACUGUAAAGUUAUUUAUUUUCAAUAAUUUAUUUCUAUUAUAUUUAAAAUUUUAGUCUUUAUUUUUGAAAUGUCAACAAUUGGUGCCAUAAAAAGUAAUUCACUUCAAACAAUAAGUAUUAUUAGCGCUCAAUACAUACCUCUGCCGUAACCAUAAUUAAAAUGUGUGCUUAUGUUUGAAUGGGUCCCUAAACUGGCAUUUAAUGGGAAAACAAUGAAUUUUUACUCUAAAUUUGGGAACACUUAAUGAAAUGAAAUUUUGUAUUCAAUUCUUCAAAGAAUUUUACAUCAAUUCUGCAAAACAUAGAAUGUAUUUACAAUUAGAC